UCUUCCUCUCAAAGAGUGACUAACGCUGUGGUUCGUUACACGAGGUGAUUCAAACGUGUUUUCAUCCCGUUUGUUAAAGCAGUUGAUUCUUUAAAUUGCAAAUCAACUGGGCGAUAAGUAAAGUACUGUGGGCACACUUCGAUCCGCCGUGUGAUUUGAAAAUAAUUUACUUUCAGUUUUUCCCCCUCCAAAGGAAGUUAGCGCAAAUUAGACCGUGAGGCUGGAUGUGUGAUCAUGGAGGCCAGCGGUGAUGAUGAGGUUGCUGAUGGCCAAAAUAUUCAGCCAACAAACGCUAAUGCACGUACCUGCGAGUCUGGAGAGGAGAGGACCAAUGAGAGCAUGGAUGUGGAUGACGAUGGUCUGUUCAAACACUCCACCACUCUGACCAACAAACAGCGUGGGAAUGAGGUUACAGUGCGCCCGGCAACGUUAGACUCUCUGUCCAUACACCAGCUGGCAGCUCAAGGCGAGGUUUCGCAAGUGGCUGCGCACCUGAGUAAAGACAGUUCACUGCUCAGCAAACAGGAUGAACGGGGCUUUACGCCUCUUAUGUGGGCAGCAGCGUUUGGAGAGAAAGCAGUAGUGGAUUUUCUCUUGGAAAAGGGAGCAGACCCCAAAACAGUCGCAAGGGAGCGUGAGAGUGCCCUGACCCUGGCCAGCUCUGGAGGUUAUGUGGACAUUGUCGAGUCUCUUCUCAGACAUGGAGUAGACAUUAACACUUAUGACUGGAAUGGCGGAACUCCUCUUCUUUAUGCUGUUCGAGGGAACCACAUCAAAUGUGUAGAGGCACUCUUGGCCAAAGGAGCAGACAUGACCAUUGAGUCUGACUCUGGGUACAGCCCAAUGGCCUUAGCUGUUGCCCUUGGACACAAAAAGAUUCAGAAAGUGUUGGAAGACCAUAUUCUGAAGCUGUAUAAGCCAACAGCAACAACAACAUGACACUAGUUAAAUAAACAUAAGUGACAGUCUGACACAGUUGAUCUCACAUUUACAUUAACUUACCAUUGGUGGUCAGAAGACUUAAGAACUCAUGUGUCACAGUUACAAGUUGUUGUAACAGAUCAACACAUAUGCAGAGACAUUUAUGCUGAGUAAACUGUUUAUUCCAUCUGUGUGCAUUUCCCUGUACACAGAAUUAUUUUGUUUGGCUGGAGGACAGCAAAAAAAAAAAGACUGUAAAAACAUUUUAAUAAAAAUGUAUUUUUA
Toxotes jaculatrix (banded archerfish) is the source of this 1206-nucleotide messenger RNA. RefSeq names its product regulatory factor X-associated ankyrin-containing protein (gene rfxank). Gene Ontology annotation, molecular function: protein binding. Lineage: Eukaryota; Metazoa; Chordata; Actinopteri; Toxotidae. The transcript has 9 exons. Gene Ontology annotation, cellular component: nucleus. Gene Ontology annotation, biological process: regulation of transcription by RNA polymerase II. The record is from RefSeq and is a predicted model, not a curated record. Bases 235 to 939 code for a protein of 234 amino acids.